CUUGCGCUGAGAUUUGAAGCCCUUCGUGAUUCAGAGCAACGCUGAUGGAGUGAAGACGGGAGAAAAGGAAAAGACUGGAUAAAGUGACGGUUAAAAGUCUUUUUGUGACGGUUUAUAGUCUGAACGGGGAUUUUAAAAAGCAGCCAUGUCACCCUGUCGCCUUCCCUGCCUGCUGCUGGCUCUCGCGAUCUUCCAGAGCUCCGUGUCCGCCGAACAGCGGAGGCUCUCUCCAGAAAAUCUUCUGGUGAUCACCGCGGCAACUGAGGAGACAGACGGCUUCAAGCGAUUCAUGAGGACGGCCGGAGAGUUCAACUACACCGUGAAGGUGCUGGGUCUGGGGGAGGAGUGGAAAGGGGGAGAUGUGGCCCGGACUGUGGGGGGAGGUCAGAAGGUCCGAUGGCUGAAGAGAGAGCUGCUCAAACACUCCGACAACAAGGACCUGGUGGUCCUCUUCGUGGACAGUUAUGAUGUGAUCUUUGCGUCUGGUCCCGAGGAGUUGCUCUCCAAGUUCUCUGGUCUGCGUCACCGAGUGGUUUUCUCCGCUGAGGGGUUUUGCUGGCCCGACCAGAGACUGGCCCCCAAAUACCCCCCGGUGCAUUCUGGGAAACGCUACCUCAACUCAGGAGGCUUCAUCGGCUUUGCCUCAGAUCUCAGUACGUUGGUCCAGCAGUGGAAGUAUAAAGACAACGAUGACGACCAGCUGUUCUACACCAAAAUCUACCUGGACAAGACUCAGAGGACCAAGUUCAACAUGACUCUGGACCAUCGUUCCCAAAUCUUCCAGAAUCUCAACGGAGCUGUUGAUGAAGUGGUCCUGAAGUUUGAGAGGGCAAAGGUCAGAGCGAGGAACGUUGCCUACGACACACUUCCUGUCAUUAUCCAUGGCAACGGCCCCACCAAGCUGCAGCUGAACUACCUGGGGAACUAUGUGCCUUCGGCGUGGACGUUUGAGAACGGCUGUGGGAUCUGUGACGACGACCUGCUCCUCUUCAACGACACACCGGAUGAGGAGAUGCCCCUGGUGUACAUCUCGGUAUUCAUUGAACAUGCGACUCCCUUCAUGGACGAGUUCUUGGAACGACUGACGACGCUCAACUACCCGACCUCCAGGCUCCGCCUCUUCAUCCACAACAACGUGGUGUACCACGAGCGCCACGUCCAGAGGUUCUGGGAGCGCCACCGGUCUCUGUUCCCCGACGCUCUGCUGGUCGGACCGGAGGAGAACCUGCCAGAGAACAAAGCCAGAGCCAUGGCUGUAGAGGUGUGUAAGAAGGAUCCAGGCUGUGACUACUACUUCAGCAUAGACUCUGACGUGGCCCUGACCAACCCCGACACUCUGAGGAUCCUCAUCGAGGAGAACAAGGCGGUGAUAGCACCCAUGUUGUCCCGACACGGGAAGCUGUGGAGUAACUUCUGGGGCGCUCUGAGUCCAGAAGGGUUUUACUCCAGAUCUGAAGACUACAUCGAGAUUGUGCAGGCCAAGAGGAUUGGCCUGUGGAACGUGCCCUACAUCACCCAGGCCUACCUGAUCAAAGGCAGCGUGCUGCGGUCCAAACUGUCCCAGUCCAGCCUGUUCGUGGACGAGACCAUGGACGCCGACAUGGCGUUCUGCAGGAGCAUCAGAGACCAGGGAGUCUUCAUGUUCGUGUCCAACCGCGAUGAGUAUGGCCGUCUGGUGGCAUCGUCCAACUUCAACACAUCCAGGCUCCACCCGGACAUGUGGCAGAUCUUUGACAACCCUGUGGACUGGAAGGAGAAGUACAUCAGCGAGAACUACUCCAAGAUCUUUGAAGACGAGAAGAGUUUUGUGGAGCAGCCCUGCCCAGAUGUGUACUGGUUUCCAGCCUUCUCUGAGAAGAUGUGUGAUCAUCUGGUGGAGACCAUGGAGCAUCACGGAGAGUGGUCCGGGGGGUCCCACAAGGACGAGCGUCUGGCCGGGGGCUACGAGAACGUGCCCACCGUAGACAUCCACAUGGUCCAGAUUGGCUUUGAGAAGGAGUGGCUCAAGUUCCUCAAAGAGUACAUAGUCCCCGUCACGGAGAAGCUCUACCCCGGCUACUACCCCAAGGCCCAGGCCAUCAUGAACUUCGUGGUGCGUUACCGUCCUGAUGAGCAGCCGUCUCUGCGGCCGCAUCACGACUCCUCCACCUUCACCAUCAACAUCGCCCUCAACAGCAAGGGGGUCGACUACGAGGGUGGAGGCUGCAGGUUCCUGAGGUAUAACUGCCAGGUGGAGUCCCCCAGGAAGGGCUGGUCCUUCAUGCACCCGGGCCGGCUGACCCACUACCACGAGGGCCUGCCCACCACCCGAGGGACCCGCUACAUCAUGGUCUCCUUCGUAGACCCGUAACCAUGGAGACACGCCCCCUGGUCCCCCGUCUCUCACACACACACACAGGAACAUCUGGUCAUCCUCACAGGAUCCUGAACGCAUCGUCUCACAACUGAGAGGCCCUUUCAGAAUAAGAGUCUCUUCAUUUAGUAACCUCAGAAAACAAGCAGCACGGGCCCUUUCAGAAUAAGAGUCUCUUCAUUUAGUAACCUCAGACAACAAGCAACACGGGCCCUUUCAGAAUAAGAGUCUCUUCAUUAUUAUUCAUUUAGUAACCUCAGAAAACAAGCAGCACGGGCCCUUUCAGAAUAAGAGUCUCUUCAUUUAGUAACCUCAGACAACAAGCAGCAUGGGCCCUUUCAGAAUAAGGGUCUCUUCAUUAUUAUUCAUUUAGUGACCUCAGAAAACAAGCAGCACGGGCCCUUUCAGAAUAAGAGUCUCUUCAUUUAGUAACCUCAGAAAACAAGCAGCAUGGGCCCUUUUAGAAUAAGAGUCUUCAUCUAAUAACAGACAACAAACAACACAGUCCCUUUCAGAAUAAGAGUCUCUUCAUUUAGUAACUCAAACAAACAUGGGCCCUUUCAAAAUAAGAGUCUCUUCAUUAUUAUUCAUUUAGUAACCUCAGAAAACAAGCAGCAUGGGCCCUUUCAGAAUAAGAGUCACCAUGCUGCCUUUUUCAUUACACUACCUAGAUCUAUGCAAGCACAACAAGGUGUGUGUGUGUGUGUGUGUGUGUGUGUGUGUGUGUGUGUGUGUGUGUGUGUGUGUCUGUGUGUGUGUGUGUGUGUGUGUGUGUGUGUUACACUCCAUCUUCCUGAAUGUUCAGUGUGAAGUUUGAGGUUUUUUUUCAGCUGAAAACAGGAAACCAUAAAGAUCAGGAGAAAUAUAAGUGCAAGAAAAGAACCCUUUUUUAUAAGAGUAAAUCCAGUGUGGAAACCCUAAAUCUAUCUUAAAGUGUUACUGUUACCAGGACAACCGAAGGGCUGAUGUCAUAUGUUCAUAUGUUUGAUGUCUUCCAUCCAUCCAUGUGUCUCUUGUGUUUCCUCCGUGGUGUUCAGAGGUCUCCACCCUCCGACUCCACCGUCUCUGGCUUUGUACAAACUGCCUUAAAUUAUUUGUUAAUGAUUGAGCCAAUAAAGUUUUGAGAUUUUAAUAAAUAA
This is a messenger RNA of Perca flavescens (yellow perch), 3492 nucleotides long. RefSeq names its product procollagen-lysine, 2-oxoglutarate 5-dioxygenase 3 (gene plod3). Gene Ontology annotation, cellular component: endoplasmic reticulum. The coding region runs from base 146 to 2350 and encodes 734 amino acids. The record is from RefSeq and is a predicted model, not a curated record. NCBI's taxonomy places the organism in Eukaryota, Metazoa, Chordata, Actinopteri, Perciformes, Percidae. Gene Ontology annotation, biological process: peptidyl-lysine hydroxylation. The transcript has 19 exons. Gene Ontology annotation, molecular function: L-ascorbic acid binding; iron ion binding; procollagen-lysine 5-dioxygenase activity.